CGCAUCUUUGCAUGUCUCGUGUAUUUCCCUUGUUGCUUGCUCUUGUGCGUGCAGGCAAGCAAAUCGCGCAGCAAACUUUUUGUUUGAGUUUGGCUUGUAUGGGGGGAUGUUGGUUGGUGUAGUUGGUUCCGCAUUUCGCAUCGCAUCAACCCAAACCAACCGCAGCCACCUCUGCAACACGCCGCCAUCACCAGAUCGCUCACCCCAAGCAGCCAAGCAACCCGAUUGCCUGCUCCUCUUCCUGCGCCGGCUGAUCUGUUCCCCUCCCAAAGUCCCAAACCCAACAACAACCACAACCACCAACCAGCCAACCAAGACGGCUAGACGCGGUCACAACCACACGAACCAACCCGCCGCUGUCGACGACAAUAGAAGAGAUCACCAAGCAAGACAAGAAGACAUCGUCGCUUCCCUUUCCCUUGGUUGCGUGCACCCUUGCGCCUCGUUUUGGGUUUGCUCGUGAAGGCGCAGAGCUGGCGUGAGAUCAGGCGCUGCAACACCUGCGGCAACACCUGCGCUUCGCAUUCACACCUCUCUCCGCAAAGCCAACGAGGGCACAUCCAUACCGACGACGACGACCACGGUGUCGCCGCUUCCCACCACAACACAAGCGGAACGCGUGAGCAACCUCCUCCUCGCCCUCACAGCCUACAGCAAAAGGGCACUUUCGCGCAUUCACGCCCUCACCAAGCCAAAAAGCCUGCACGGCGACACGAACAAGCACAAGAAGGCAAGAGACAGCCGACAGCACCUGGGCGCAGCAGCCUUCCCCUUUUGUCUGCGCCACCCCCUCCCCUCCGUGUCACAACUCCCCGCAAUCCCUCUGAUCACCUUUGACGUUGUGCAUCAAGAUGAAGGUGCUCGAGAUCAAGGUGACAGACCAAACCAGCGACUGGUACCGCGCAGUCGCCAAGCACCACCACGUCUCGAACCUCCUGUGCGGAUUCAUUGCCCUGGCCAUCACUUAUCUCCUCAAUCGGCACAUUGGCCAAGCACGCGAACGCGAGGCCGCAGACCGCCAGCACCGCCGCCCGCAGCGCCAGUUGUCCGCACAAACCGCUGACAGCAAGGACAGCAGCAAGAGCAGCAGGGCGAAGAAGAAGAAGCAGCAGCAGCAGAGGAAGGAAAGGGCCAAGCGUACGAGUGAUGCGAGUGAAGGUGACGGUGUUGACGCUGACGCUAGGCUCGCCCGCGAGGCCCUCGUGAGCCUGCUAUGCGACAUUGGCACUGGUGGCGCCUCACUCCGCGCCGCCAUCGAGACCAUCAUCUCCGUCAUUGCCGGCAUGCGGCAGCGGUAUGUCGCAGCGCGCUCCUGCGAGUUUGCUUCGCCCGCAGAGCGCACCAACUUCCUCACGGGUCCCCUGGGCGUGUUUGAGCUCGCCCACGUGCUGCGCAGCACCGACGUCAUCCCAGGGCGCGCGGCGUUCUUGCGGUUUGUGUGGCAGCGGCCAGGCACUGCAGACCUGCUCCGCCCAAGCCUCAACUUUCUUGUGGAGCGCCUGUUUCUGGAGGAAGAGGCCCUGUUUGCCGUGUACCGCAGGCAAGUUGUGCUGGAGCUGCCCGUUGUUGCCCCAACUGAGGAGUGGGACCAAGAGGAGCAGGAGCAGACGGAGGACCAGGACACCACCCCUCAGGACAGCCACCCUGGCAAGCGGAGUAAGCACCCUCAAGAAGCCCAGCACCGCCAGCGUGUGUCUGACGCAGGCCGUUCCCAUCCCACCGUCCAUCAGCAGCGGCAGCACCAUUCUGCACAACCACGCCAUCACGCGCAACACCAAGGAAGGGUGGCGCCUACACAAGCACCAGCGACAGCAGCGGCAAUCUCAGCCCCGCUCUGUCCCCACCACAUUUACGCGUACACGGAUGAGCACGGCUGCCUGAUUCGCGGCAACUGCAUGCUGUACGAUGUGCCCGUGUGGACACAGGACACAACCGGGCACGAUUUGCGGGACUUGUCGCACGUCAUCUGCUUUCCUCCACCUCACCGCCAGGGACCGCAACAGCAACAGCCACCACCCCCACAACGUCAGCAGCACCACCAACAGCAACCGCCGCCACCACCACAACAACAACAACAACAACAACCACACCCACAAGAAUACUACCAGCAGCAGCCUCAGCAGCAGUAUCCAUAUCAGUACGUACAGCAGCCGGCACAGCAGAGCAUGUUCUCGCCGCCGCCACCACCACUCACAACAACAACACCAACAACAGCAACAGCAGCAGCAACAACAGCAGCAGCACCGCCACCGCCACCGCCACCGCUAUGGCUGACCCAGCAGCAGCAGCAGCAGCAGUCCAUCAUGUCACAGCUACCGCCGCCCGUGCCACACCUGCAGCUACAACCACAGCAGCAACCACGACCACAGCUACGGCUACAACCACAGCUACAACCACAGCCACCAGCAUUUCAUCCCCUGCAGCAGCAAGAGCGCUCGCUGAUUGAUCCACAGCGGCUGCCGCAACUGCCUGUUGUCACAGUGCCGUGUGAGCCACGCACAAUGACCAUGACUGGGGCCGGGCUGGGCAGCCCCGUCGCUGACGCAAGGCGCAGCCACCCCGCUGCCAAUGUGCACGUGCAAGACAAAAACACGUCGGGUGAUGCUCCGCAGCAGUUGUUCAAGGGCAGCGCGCAGCAGCAGCAGGAAGAGGUGCAGUCGGACGCCUACCGCGCGCCAGACAUUGCGUGCAUACCCGUCUGUGUGGACUUGGCGGGCCACUUCAAUGUGGCCAUUGUGCUGCCAUCACUCAACCGCAAGCGCACGAAGAAGAGGCAGAAGAAGGACAAGAGCGAGACGAGGGCGAAACGGAGCAAGGUCGGUGGUGAUGAUGGCAGCGGGAAGACCAGCCAUGAAGAGCAGACAACACCGAUGGAUGCCGCUGAUACCAGGCUCCAGCCAGCACGGGCUGAGGCGACGGAGGCGUGCGGGGAACACUGUUUGCAGUGUCACAACAACGACAACACCACCAACACCAACGGCAGCGACGAAGUGCAGCAGUAUAAGAGCUGUGGCGCGUGUGUUGGUGGAGGCGAUGGCUUCAAGCAGGAGCAGCCGCAAACGCAAACGAGCAAGCGCGCCAAGAUGAUGGCAGUGAUGACGCCACGACCACCACCGGGUGCUGUGCAACCCGCACAUUCGCAGUACCAGCAAGCCGCACAAGCUCGCGCAGGCAGCAGCAGCGGCAGCAGCAGUUGCAGCACCGCCUCUCGGAGCAGAACAGCAAGCACCGCCAGCAACACAACAUCAGGCCGCCAGCGCAUGAUGCAACCUGGCGAUAACUUGCGACAGGAGCAGCUGCCGUCGCGCCAAGAUGCUCUCCUGCAUCGACUGCGCACCAUCUUUGGUCUCGUUGACAGCACUGCACGUCGUGGUGGUGGCCAGAGGAAGCGGCCGCAGGAGGGGGGCGUGUGCACCGCAGCAGCACCCACAGCUGGCCACGAGAACAAGGAGGAUGAUGAUGAGUGCGAUGACUGUUUGAGGGAUGGUGGCGGUGGGUGUGAUGGCGAUUGCAAUGGUGAUUGCAGUCUCGGGAACGCCGACGAACAUGUUGCAGACGCACGCGAUGAUGUUGAAGACUGUGGUGAUGAUGACAAUGAUGGUUGUAUCGCCGCCGCCGACGCCGCCGCCGCCGCCGACGACGACGAUGAUGAUGAUGGUGAUGAUGAUGAUGAUGGUGACGAUGGUGACGAUGAUGAUGAUGAUGACGAUGAUGACGUGGUGGUGGUACUCGACAGCAUGCCAACUGCGGCAUACACGGCCCCCGGCGAUCACCGCUUGCGCUACACAUCGCUCGCUGCCACGGCCCUGCACCUCUCCGACAAAAAGGCGGGGGACGAUGACGUGUGCCGUGUGCUCUAUUUGCCGGGCGCUGCACCACGCCCCACAACAACGCAUGCCAAGGCCAAGCCCAGCCAGGCGCCAUGAGCCACCGCCACCGCGACCAGCAUCCAUCCUCGUCCCACAGCCGAACAAGCAUGCCAGCGUGAAGAUCUCAGAGUUGUGUUUGUGUUUGUGAUUGUUUACCAGACAGCCGUUUCUCUUCAGUUCUUAGCUUGUGCACACCACAAUGAUGCGUCACAUUUAGUCGACUACAUGAUUUGCGUCCUGUUCCACUCACACGAGAGCACUCAAGUUGCCGUUGUGUUGGUGCGUUCUCUUGCUCGUUGACUCGAGGCUGAGCGUAGUUACAACGUUACAUUGCUCCCAGACACACCGAAUCGCCCGACUCUCCGUUUUUACCUACGUUAGUCUUGCCUGCAAGCAAACAAAACAAAGCAGACACCUUUUCCAAGUAGCACCAUUUUGCAGACUGCUUACAUCACAUCCUCAUAACUUGCCCAGGGAACAGGCCUUCCACUGUCAACCUUUGAUGACCGUUGUUGACCUUUGUUGUGCUCUUGUCUGCCAUGUUCUUGAUGGGAUUGCGUGUUACUGUUGUGUCAUUUCGUUCUAUUGACACGUUGAUGCUUGCAUCAAGUUCUCUCAAUACUACACACGGCUCGU
Molecule: messenger RNA, 4505 nt
Organism: Salpingoeca rosetta
Lineage: Eukaryota; Choanoflagellata; Craspedida; Salpingoecidae
Exons: 3
Coding region: 852-3926 (1024 amino acids)
Biological process (GO): transcription initiation at RNA polymerase II promoter
Cellular component (GO): transcription factor TFIIA complex
Source: RefSeq, a predicted model, not a curated record